Messenger RNA from Suncus etruscus (white-toothed pygmy shrew), 915 nucleotides. RefSeq names its product keratin-associated protein 4-3-like. NCBI's taxonomy places the organism in Eukaryota, Metazoa, Chordata, Mammalia, Eulipotyphla, Soricidae. The record is from RefSeq and is a predicted model, not a curated record. The transcript is spliced from 2 exons. Gene Ontology annotation, cellular component: keratin filament. The coding region runs from base 1 to 915 and encodes 304 amino acids.
AUGGUCAACUCCUGUUGUGGCUCUGUCUGCUCUGAGCAGGGCUGUGGCCCUUGUGAAGAGAGCUGCUGCCGCCCCAGCUGCUGUGUGUCCAGCUGCUGCAGGCCUCAGUGCUGCCAGUCUGUGUGCUGCCAACCCACCUGUUGCCGCCCUUCCUGCUGUAUUUCCAGCUGUUGUCGGCCCAGCUGCUGCCGCCCCAGCUGCUGCCGUCCUUCUUGUUGUGGCUCUAGCUGUUGCCGACCCUCUUGCUGUGUCUCCAGCUGCUGCCGCCCCAGCUGCUGCCGCCCCACCUGUUGUGUAUCCAGCUGCUGCCGCCCAUUCUGCUGCAGCUCCAGUUGCUGCCGCCCCUCUUGCUGUGGUUCCAGCUGCUGUCGCCCCUCCUGUUGCAUCUCCAGCUGCUGCCGCCCCAGCUGCUGCAUUUCUAGCUGUUGCCGCCCCUCUUGCUGUGGCUCCAGCUGCUGUGGCUCUCCCUGCGGUAAUUCCAGCUGCUGCAUUUCUAGCUGCUGCCGCCCCAGCUGUUGCACCUCCAGCUGCUGCCGCCCCAGCUGCUGCACCUCCGGCUGCUGCCGCCCCAGCUGCUGCACCUCCAGCUGCUGCCGCCCCAGCUGUUGCACCUCCAGCUGCUGCCGCCCCAGCUGUUGCACCUCCAGCUGCUGCCGCCCCAGCUGCUGCAUUUCCAGCUGCUGUCGCCCCUCUUGCUGUGGCUCUCCAUGCGGUGGCUCCAGUUGCUGCAGACCCACCUGUUGUGUAUCCAGCUGCUGCCGUCCCUCUUGCUGUGGUUCUAGUUGCUAUGGCUCUCCCUGUGGUAGCUCCAGCUGCUGCAGACCCACCUGCUGCAUCUCUUCUAGCUGCUGUCGCCCCAUCUGCUGCCAGACCACCUGCUGCCGCCCUACCUGCUCCAGUGCCUCUUGCUGCUGA